AUGCCAUUACUCUCCAAAGGAAAAAGGAAAGCCAAAAAUCAGGCUAGAGAUAUUGAAGGACAGUAUAAUACCAAAAAAAUGGAGUUAACUGAUCAAGAAGACAUGGUAAAUGAGCUAUAUAAUAGCAAUACUGAAGAUGAACUAGACAUUAGUAUUGAAAACGGAGGUGAGAAAAAUAGUGGCUGGAAUAAAUAUAAUGAUCAAUUCGAAAAAACAAAACGGGGCCCGUAUAUGAAGGGCAAAACACCAAAGUCAACUUAUUAUGAUAAGUACGGGCCAACUGGUAUUUUUACUAAAGCAGCAGUUGGUACAAAAAAAAUUACUAGCUUUUUUACAAGUUCACAACCAUUAGACCCAAAUGACUUAGAAGAAAUCUCUGAUGACUCAGAUAGUGAACCUGACUCGUAUACUCUUACGAUAAAUAGAAAAGCAAAUAAUUUAAAAAAGCAGUUAGAACAAAACCAUAAUAAACUAACAGUUAAAGAAUACAAUUACAAAAGAGCUAUUUUUGAAUACCUUAUUUUAUUAAGUAAAAAUAAUGGACGUGGAAAAAUUAAAGCUAGCUUGGAUGUUGCUCGUAAGGUCUUUAUUGAUGGUAAUGUGUGA
Molecule: messenger RNA, 606 nt
Organism: Dentiscutata erythropus
Lineage: Eukaryota; Fungi; Glomeromycota; Glomeromycetes; Diversisporales; Gigasporaceae
Source: the annotation of a GenBank genome assembly